Molecule: messenger RNA, 4481 nt
Organism: Nerophis ophidion (straightnose pipefish)
Lineage: Eukaryota; Metazoa; Chordata; Actinopteri; Syngnathiformes; Syngnathidae
Gene: usp44
Product: ubiquitin specific peptidase 44
Exons: 6
Coding region: 254-2446 (730 amino acids)
Biological process (GO): protein deubiquitination
Cellular component (GO): cytoplasm
Molecular function (GO): zinc ion binding; cysteine-type deubiquitinase activity
Source: RefSeq, a predicted model, not a curated record
CAACGUGACGUCUCGCGGACGCGCACGAGCCGCCAAAAGCACGCGACAAGAUGGCGGCACCAGUGAGAAGAGGACAGUGAGCACCGCCAAGGGAGAGCCUCUCGACAUCAACAUGCCCCACGCACCAUGGUUGCCAUGGUGAUAUGAAGCCAACACGAUACGGCGACUUGUCCGCGCCCGGCUGCACAGAGGGUCAUUGAGUGACGGUCAAGCGCACACACCGGCCAGCCAUCUUGGCGGGCGGGCCGGUGUGAUGGACCGGUGCAAGCACGUGGGGCGGCUGCGGCUCGCCCCGGACCACUCCAUCCUCAACCCGCAGAAGUGGCACUGUGUGGACUGCAACACCACCGAGUCCAUCUGGGCCUGCCUGGGCUGCGCCCACGUGGCGUGCGGGCGCUACAUCGAGGAGCACGCCUUGCAGCACUUCAAGCAGCAGCACCACCCGCUCGCCAUGGAGGUGAACGAACUCUACGUCUUUUGCUACUUGUGCGACGACUACGUCCUCAACGACAACACCACGGGCGACCUCAAGCUGCUGCGUAGCACCCUCAGCGCGAUCCAGAGCCAGCGCUACGAGGUCACCACUCGCAGCGGGCGCAUCCUCCGCUCCACCAGCGCCGCGCCCGACGCCCCGAUGCCCUGCGGCGCUCAGGAGCUGCAGCUCAGGGAUGAAGACCGCAUGUUUACUGCCCUCUGGCACCGGCGCCGGGCCCUCAUGGGGCGUGUAUUCCGCUUCUGGUUUGGCCUGACUGACUGUGGGAAAGCGAGGCAGGAGGAGGAGAGGCUGCGAGAGGAGGAGGAGGAGCAGAAAAGGGCAGCGAGGGAGAGGAGGCGGGCGCUUAAAAGGCAGCUACAGGAGGAGCUGGAGAACGCCCCUCAGAGGAAGAGUCGCCGUUUGCUUCGAAGGACUCAGAGAGUUCCUGAUGUUGCGGUGAAGCAGCUGCGGUCACGCCCCACGCCCAAAAAGACUAAAGCGUCCACACCCUCGCCUCCCGCCCGCAAGCCAAGUCGUUCAACGCCCACUACUCCCACCACCAAGAAAAGUAGGAAAAAGAUCCAAUCGUCAGCCAAGUCCAAGAAUUGCUCUUCUUCCAGCACCAGCUCUAAGCGCAAGUCUUUACCCGGAACCUCCCGCCGAAAGCAGAGCGGCAAACAGGGCGGCUCACCCUUCAAACGGCGCCCCACGGUCACACCCGGCGUGACGGGACUGAGGAACCUGGGCAACACGUGUUACAUGAACUCCAUCCUGCAAGUGUUGAGCCACCUGCACGUCUUCAGGGAGUGUUUCCUGCGCCUGGACCUCACCCAGGCUCUGGAGCUGCUGGCCUCCGCUGUCCACGGCCAGUUGACGGGCAAGACCUCGCCCCUCGCCCACAGAAAGGGAUACCACACCAGCUCGGGGUCAGGGCUCAGCGGGGGGGCCUCGCGGGGCCGCAGCAUGGAGCUGAUCCAACCCAAAGAGCCCAGCUCCAAGCACAUCUCCCUCUGCCACGAGCUGCACACGCUGUUCCAGGUCAUGUGGUCCGGCAAGUGGGCGCUGGUGUCGCCCUUCGCCAUGCUGCACUCCGUGUGGCAGCUCAUCCCCGCCUUCCGAGGCUACGCCCAGCAGGACGCCCAGGAGUUUCUGUGCGAGCUCCUGGACAAGGUGCAGCAGGAGCUGGAGAGCACGGGCAAGCACCCGCCCACCACCGACGUCCCCCACACGCAAAAACGCCUCAUCAAGCAGGUGCUCAGCGUGGUCAACACCAUCUUCCACGGACAGCUGCUCAGCCAGGUCACAUGUCUGGCCUGCGACCAUCGCUCCAACACGGUGGAGCCUUUCUGGGAUCUCUCCCUGGAGUUCCCCGAGCGCUACCAUAGCAACAGCCGGGAGUCGGCCGCACAGGCGUCCUGUCACCUGACAGAAAUGUUGGCCAAGUUCACUGAGACUGAAGCACUGGAGGGAAACAUCUACGCCUGCGACCAAUGUAACGCUGCACGUAGACGCUCGUCGUCCAAAGCGGUCCUCCUCACCGAAGCACAAAAACGUCUGAUGGUCCACAAGCUGCCUCAGGUGCUGCGGCUGCACCUCAAACGCUUCAGGUGGUCCGGGCGGAACCACCGGGAGAAGAUCGGAGUCCACGUCAUUUUCGACCAGCUUCUCGACAUGGAGCUGUACUCCUGCACAGAGCCCGCCCCGAAAGGCGUCAGCCCGCAGAGCCCCACGGCAGGCUCGCCGAACGCCAAGCACUUCCUGUACGAGCUCUCUGCCGUGGUAAUGCAUCAUGGGAAAGGCUUCGGAUCGGGUCACUACACGGCGUACUGCUACAACAGCGCCGGAGGCUUCUGGGUUCACUGCAACGACUCCAAGAUGAACGUGUGUUCUGUGGACGAGGUGUGCCGGGCCCAGGCCUACAUCCUCUUCUACACCCGCAGGGUUACUCAGGUCAAAGACCGGCCGCUGUGACUUGUUGUGUAUUUUUAUGUGACAAAGUUGUAUUUUAAAGAGACGACCAGGUCCAGUCCUGCUCAGAGACUUUGUACGCAGGCCAGCAUUCACCUCCUGUCAGGACAAAAACCUCAACGCCUGCCUUUCGGAUUCAUGACGCUCGCAGGUGUAAGUGCCCUUUUCCAACCAGAUCAUCUAUUUUUAUACCGGACGAAUGUUUCAUACCACUCAAAGGCCGUUUAUCAACUUUGAUACCACCUGUAGCUUUUUCUUCUCCCGCCACGCAGGUGGUGGUGUAUUGAAAUGAUGAAAUUAGACGCACGUCUAGGGGUGUAACGGUACACAAAAAUUUCCGUUCGGUUCAUUUUCGGUACAGUAAGAAAACAACAAAACAUACAUUUUUGGGUUAUUUAUUUACCAAAUUUGCUAAAUCGUCCACCAAAAUACUUUUCUUUGUGGAAUAUUUGACUUGAAGUAAUGGGAACCUUGAUUUUGAUUCAAUAUUAUGUUUUGAGCAAUGACAGUCUCGUUCACAAGUGAGGGAAGAGUGGAUCGUGAGAACGGCAGGUGGAUCGGUGCGGCGUCUUCAGUAAUGCGGAUGUUGUACCGAUCCAAUGUGGUGAAGAAGGAGCUGAGCUGGACGGCAAAGCUCUCAAUUUACCGGUCGAUCUACGUUCCCAUCCUCACCUAUGGUCAUGAGCUUUGGGUCAUGACCGAAAGGACAAGAUCACGGGUACAAGCGGCCGGAAUGAGUUUCCUCCGCCGGGUGGCGGGGCUCUCCCUUAGAGAUAGGGUGAGAAGCUCUGCCAUCCAGGAGGAACUCAAAGUAAAGCUGCUGCUCCUCCACAUGGAGAGGAGCCAGAUGAGGUGGUCAGGAUGCCACCCGAACACCUCCCUAGGGAGGUGUUUAGGGCACGUCCGACCGGUAGGAGGCCACGGGGAAGACCCAGGACACGUUGGGAAGACUAUGUCUCCCGGCUGGCCUGGGAACGCCUCGGGAUCCCCUGGGAGGAACUAGACGAAGUGGCUGGGGAGAGGGAAGUCUGGGCUUCCCUGCUUAUGCUGCUGCCCCCGCGACCUGACCUCAGAUAAGCGGAAGAAGAUGGAUGGAUGGACGGUUUGAAAGGGAAAAAAAAUAGCUUUGUUUUAUUAGUCAAUGCUGCAACUUUUUCUAAAUUACAUGUAGCCUUGAAGCUUUUUUAUUUCCCGUUUGUUUAUUUUAAUAUUUUUUUUAGAAUGUGCCGUGGGCCUUAAAAACGUUAGCAGUGGGGCACACUUUUGACACCCCUGCUAUAGAUAUCUGAUAAAUCUAAAGGUAAAAAGCAGAGCCUGGCGACGCAUGCGCGUUUAUCAUAACUCUCGCUCUCUGCCCCUCCCUCACGAAUGUUGCUGCGCACAAAAGUUUUUAACCCCUUCUUAACCGUGAACAUACAUUGAAAAUACACGCAACCCUAACUUAAAAUGCCGGACGUUAGAGGCAUUUAAGAAACUCCACCUGGACAGCCCCGCAAAAGAGGACAUAUCCGCUGAAAAGAGGAGGUAUGGUCAGUCUAGUGACCGGGGUACGAUAAGAGUUUUUUUUGAUUGAUUGAAGCAUUUAAGUAGAUUGCACAGUACAGUAAAUAUUCUGUACAAUUGACCACUAAAAUGGUAACUCCCAAAUAAGUUUAACUUGUUUAAGUUGGGGUCCACGUUGAUCAAUUCAUGGUGCCUCUGUGUGCAUUGUUUACACAACGUGCGGUGUGCUACUUAAUAUGUCUGUUUGGAACCCGUUUGGUACACCUCAAACGAACCGAAACCCCCGUACCGAAACGGUUCAAUACAAAUACACGUACCGUUGCACCCCUACGCACGUCUGAGUGAAAUUUACCUCCAUACUGGAGGAUCUUGUACAAAAAUACUCGACCGGGUUUCCUUUUGAGGGGAAGUAAAAGCACAAUAAUCCAUCGGUUUCUACUCCAGAGAUGUAUCACCUUCUAUGCAAAUUGUUACCUCAUUUUUUUCUAGAACAUGACCUCAAUAAAUGAGAAUAUUUUUCCAUUUUUCUACAAAA